AUGGCAAAACAUCUAAUUCAAAUAGCGAUAUUAGGUUCGCAGGUAAUUGGUCGAGCAUUUACACGAGCACUUCGACAGGAACUUCAACAUGCAAAAACUGCUUCACAAAGUGGUAAAACAACGACAAAAACUGUUCAAGCUGAUCGUAUCACUGGUAUGAGUCUUCAAGAAGCAAAACAAAUUCUUAAUAUAGCCGAUCCAGAUUUAACUGAUGUUGAAAAAAUCAAAACUAACUAUGAACAUUUAUUUGAUCUUAAUGAUAAAACAAAAGGUGGUUCAUUUUAUCUACAAUCAAAAAUCUAUCGAGCAAAAGAACGUUUUGAUCAAGAAUUAAGAUCAUCAUCUUCAAAAGAAAAAUCUAAUCGAUAUAAACAAAAAGAAGAUCCCAGUGAUGCAACUCCGAGUUAA
This is a messenger RNA of Adineta steineri, 408 nucleotides long. The record is from the annotation of a GenBank genome assembly. NCBI's taxonomy places the organism in Eukaryota, Metazoa, Rotifera, Eurotatoria, Adinetida, Adinetidae.